AUGCUAAGCAUAGGCAAUUUGAUUUUGUAGCUGAAAAUAUUUUAUACUUUGGUUAAUUUUGUUAAUUUAAUUGCUAAUCUGGUUAAAAAUAUUUCUUUGUUGUUGUUGAUUGAUUAAAUUAAGUUGAGCAAAAAUCUGAGAUAAAGUUUUCCUAGAUUGAAGACUGUGAACUAUAGCCUUGGCGUUACUAGCGGUAGGUCAUUUUUACCAACUUAUUUGCUAAUUGUGGUAAGUACCUAUCCAUUUUUUUUUAUGAAUUUUCAUUGUAUCAUUGUAACUAUUUUUGUAAUAAUCUCAUAGAAAAGAGGAUUAAUAAAAUCAAAAUAAAAUGAAUUUUCCUCUGCUGGGCAUUUUUCAAAGUAAGUAUUAAAAAAAUUUCUAUCCACAAGUUUUCAUCAAAACAACUUAUGUGAAAUUUAAAUGAAUUUCAACCAUCAAAAUGGCAAUUUUCUUUUUAGAAAAGAUACUCAUUUAUCAACUCUUAAGACUUCCAAAUUAUUAUACAAUAAUUAAUAAAGACCAAACUACUUUUUUAAUAUAAACCUAAAUCUGCAGCAUGAAAUAAAAGAAUAAUUAAUGUUUUGGUUGAUUAGCUUGCUUUUCAUUUCAUAAAUAAUAGGAUAACUUGAUUAUUUCUAUUAUCCAUAGAUUUUUGGACUAGGUGGUAUUUAAUGCCCUGAUUUACACAUAUUCAGGCCUGAUAUGCACCCUCAUUAAUGCGUCUGUAAGUAUUUCUGCUAUUCAUAGCUUAUGCUUUCAUUUGCAAAGGUGUUACUGAGAUUAAAAUUAUAACUGUAGCAAAUUCAACUUAAUAUGUAUGCCAUCUAAGAUUUUAACCAUUUGGAGCAGGAACUCCAACCACAAACUUAAUUUCCUUUCAUUGUGGUUAGGCGUAUGGAGUCUCAUUAGUAAUGGAGAAGCAAAUAGAUGGACACUAUCGGAAUUAUUGUAAAGGUAAAAAUUUAAGUUAUAUUUAUAGACCUAUCCAGAGAUCUACAAAAGAUGUUUGAUAUUUGCAUAUUACCUCAAAUUAGUUUUUUUAGAUGCCAAAUUUGUAAACGGCCUUUUUUCGGAUAUUUAUGUAGUGAGGUUGAGAAUUUUUACGAUUAACAUUCAACAGAUCCCAUGAUAAGUAAUAUAAAUCCUAAAAUUUAAGUGUGUCCUGACAACUGUCUUGAAUGUUCAGUUACUGAAAAUACUCUAAAGUGCAAAUUAUGUAGACAUGGUUAUUCAAGUAUACAUUCAGGUGAUGGUGGAUGCCUCCUGGGUAAUUAAUGAUAUUAUUUUGAAGAUUGUAAAGGACACAUUAGUUGCAAACUCAACGAUACUAUGGAUACUGUUUAUAGUCCAGAAUGCAAAGUUGGAUAUAGAUCGGAAUAAUCAUAGUGUUUUGGUAAUAGAUGAAGAAAAGUAUUUUAUAGGUCCAAGUUUACCUUGUGAAGUACCUAUAAAAAAUGAACCUUAUUGUUAGAAAUGUGUUGAAGGAUUUUAUUUGAUAUAGGACUUUUUAGAUAAUCCCAACUUUGUUCGGUGA
Molecule: messenger RNA, 1534 nt
Organism: Paramecium octaurelia
Lineage: Eukaryota; Ciliophora; Oligohymenophorea; Peniculida; Parameciidae
Source: the annotation of a GenBank genome assembly